This is a messenger RNA of Malurus melanocephalus (red-backed fairy wren), 406 nucleotides long. Its product is annotated as feather keratin B-4-like. The coding region runs from base 101 to 406 and encodes 101 amino acids. Gene Ontology annotation, cellular component: intermediate filament. Gene Ontology annotation, molecular function: structural constituent of cytoskeleton. The record is from RefSeq and is a predicted model, not a curated record. Lineage: Eukaryota; Metazoa; Chordata; Aves; Passeriformes; Maluridae. The transcript has 3 exons.
GGGGCGGUGUUGGAUGGUAUAAAAGCAACUCCAGCUGCGGGAUCCCUCAUCCAUUUCUGCCUUCUCCUCCUGAGAGUGAGGUGCUCCUGCAGCCACAGCCAUGUCCUGCUACGACCUGUGCCGGCCCUGCGGCCCCACCCCACUGGCCAACAGCUGCAACGAGCCCUGCGUGCGCCAGUGCCAGGACUCCCGCGUGGUCAUCCAGCCCUCGCCCGUGGUGGUCACUCUGCCCGGGCCCAUCCUCAGCUCCUUCCCCCAGAACACYGCCGUGGGAUCCUCCACCUCCGCCGCCGUGGGCAGCAUCCUCAGCGAGGAUGGCGUGCCCAUCAACUCRGGGGGCUUUGGGCUCGGGGCUCUCUCCGGCCUUGGUGGCCGCUACUGUGGCCAGCACGUGGACACCACAUGA